Messenger RNA from Acomys russatus (golden spiny mouse), 1999 nucleotides. It is a transcript of the gene Fancg, whose product is annotated as FA complementation group G. Lineage: Eukaryota; Metazoa; Chordata; Mammalia; Rodentia; Muridae. The transcript is spliced from 15 exons. The record is from RefSeq and is a predicted model, not a curated record. Gene Ontology annotation, cellular component: Fanconi anaemia nuclear complex. Gene Ontology annotation, biological process: interstrand cross-link repair. The coding region runs from base 1 to 1968 and encodes 655 amino acids. Gene Ontology annotation, molecular function: protein binding.
AUGCACUGCGCGCGGGCCAUCAUCCGGCUAUGUUUCCCGCGGAACCGACUGUCGAACAAGACGACCAACCGCGGCCGAGAGUGUUGCAGCCUGGCCAAUCAGGGGCGCGGUGCAAAAGUGGGCAGCCUGUUUGGGGCUAGGGUGAAGGCAUCCGGGGGUUUACCACUCUCACCCACCAGAAGACUUCUCCGGCAGCUGUCCAGGGAUCCCCGUCCUUCUUUGAGCCGACAGCAGUUGGCCCAAGACGUACUGGAAGGGUUUAGGGAGCUCCUCCUCACUCUGCGAGGACUCCCUGCUGCUGUUCCUGCUCUCGCCUUGGAGCUCAGUGUCACCUGUAAUUAUAUAAUCCUGAAGGUGAGCCUGGCCCGGAGUUUCACUGAAGACCUUACCCAGGAUGUUCAGAGGGGCCUAGAGAGAGUGCUGGAGACCCAGGAUCAGCUCACACCCAAGUCGCAGCAGGGACUCAGGGAGCAGUGGCACUCUGUCCUCUCUGCCUCCUCCCUUCUGCCGGAGCUGCUGCCUGCCUUACACUGCCUGGCCAGCCUUCAGGCUGGCCUCUGGAUGAGUACUGACCACCUCGGGGACCUGACUUUGCUGUUACAAACCCUGAAUGGCAGCCAGACUGAGACCUCUGAGGAUCUGCUGCUACUGCUAAAGUCCUGGGGCCCUCCAGGGAAGGAGUCACAUGCCCCAUUGAUGCUGCAGGAUGCUGAGGAGUUGAGGAAUGUCCUUCUGACAGCGUUCGCCUGCCGCCAAGGCCUCCGGGAGCUAAUUACGGGAAGCCUACCCCUUGCACAGAGCAGCCUGAAGGAAGCAGCCUCAGGUCUGUGUCCACCGUCUGUGUUAGUCCAAGUGUACACAGCGCUGGGAACGUGUCUCCGCAAGAUGGGAAGUCCACAGAGAGCGCUGUUGUGUUUGACGGAAGCCCUGAAAGUGGGGACAACCUGUGCCCUUCCGCUCCUGGAGGCUUCUAGAGUGUACCGGCACCUAGGAGACACAGCGGCAGAGCUGGAGAGUCUGGGGCUACUGGUUGAGGCCUUGAGUGCCACCCAUAGUUCUAAAGCACUCAAACUUCUCAUUGAGGUAGAAUUUCUACUUCCACAACCAGACCCGGCCUCUCCUCUUCAUCAUGGCACACAGAGCCAGGCCAAGCACCUGUUAGCAAGUCGAUGCCUACAGACAGGGAGGGCGGCAGAUGCUGCGGAGCAUUACCUGGACUUGCUGGCUAUGUUGCUGGGUGGCUCAGAGCCAAGGUUCGCCCCACCCACCCCCUCUCCAGGGCCCUGUGUGCCAGAGCUGUGUCUGGAGGCCGCAGCAGCACUGGUUCAGGCAGGCCGAGCCUUGGAUGCUUUGACUGUGUGCGAGGAGCUGCUCAGCCGCACCUCAGCUCUGCUUCCCAAGAUGCCCUCCUUGUGGGAAAAUGCCAGAAGAAGAACCAAAGAACUGCCGUACUGCCCGAUCUGGGUCUCUGCCACCCACCUGCUUCAGGGCCAAGCCUGGUCACAGCUAAAGGCUCGAAAAGAAGCACUUAGUGAAUUCAGUCAGUGCCUUGAGCUGCUCUUUCGGGCCCUGCCCAAGGACAAAGAACAAGGCUCCAGCUGUGAGCAGAAAUGCAGCUCUGAGGUGACACUGAAACAGCUUCGAGUUGCUGCUCUGAUUAGUCGUGGGCUGGAAUGGGUAGCUGCUGGCCAGGAUACCAAAGCCUUAAGUGACUUCCUCCUCAGUGUGCAGAUAUGCCCAGGCAGUAGAGAUGGCUCCUUUUACCUGCUUCAGACGCUCAAAAGAUUGGACCGGCAGAAUGAGGCCGCUGCUUUCUGGCGAGAGGCCCAAACUCAACCUCCGCAGGAAGAAGCUGCCCGGUCUCUUCCACUGUAUUUAGAAACUUGUUUGAGCUGGAUCCAUUCCCCUAACUGCAACGACUUCCUUGAGGAGUUUGAGACAUCAGUGUUGGAGUCCUGUGACCUAUAGCUUCCAGGAGCUUGAACUGUGGCCUCUGUGG